Messenger RNA from Paramecium sonneborni, 975 nucleotides. The record is from the annotation of a GenBank genome assembly. Lineage: Eukaryota; Ciliophora; Oligohymenophorea; Peniculida; Parameciidae.
AUGAAAAAUUAUUAUUUAAAUUCUAGUGAAAGAGGGAUUAAAAAAGUUAAUAAUUUGUUAUUAUAUGAUCAACCAGAAACUGUCUAUGGAUAGUUAUUAUUGAAUUAAACAAAUUUACCAUCAAAAAACAAGAAAUAAUUUAAAGAAAUUUAACCGCUCAAACUAUUGGAUGCCCCUAAUGUUACAUAAAACUCUGAAUAUCAGUUAUUAGAUUGGUCAUCUUAAGAAAUCAUAUUCUUAGGAUUGAAAGAGAACUUGUUUGCUCGUAAUUUUAAAACAGGAAUUACAUAAUUAAUAACUUAAUUAGAAGAUGGAAUAUUAACGAGUUUAUGCUCUCAAGGAGAACUAAUAGUUUAUAGUACUUCGAAUGGAGAUCUUAUUGUUAUUGAUUCUGAUUAGAAAUAAGUAUUGUAAACUUAUUAACUGAAUGACAUUACAAGAAUGAUUUGUUUUAAUGAUUGUAUUUUGUGUUGUGCUACAGUUAAUAAUGGUAUUCUAUACAUUGAUCUCCGAUAAAAUAAAUAUAUUUAUCGAAUCGGGACAUUGGUGGAUAUCUAUUCUGUCAGUUUAAAUGAUAAUUUAUUAGCUGCAGGAACUCUAAACAAAGUAUGUAUCUAUGAUAUACGUAAACCAUAAAUACUAAUUGCAUAAUACAAUUAAGAUGGUAGAGCUCUGGCUUGGGAUAAAAGAAAAUAGAACUAUUUAUGUGCUGGUGGCCUAGAUUAAAAAAUAACAAUAUGGAAUACUGAAACAGAAUACAAUCCAUAUCGAUUAAAUGCUGAUUUUGCAAUUACUUAAAUUGUAAGUACAAAUACUUAGUUGCUUUAUUGUGCUGGAAAUAAAUGCUACAACGGUAAUAUUGUUAUGAAUAGACAUUAAGAAAAAAUUCUAAGGAUUGCAACUUCAACCGAUCAAACCUAAUUAUGUUCAUUAGGAGCUGAUGAAUUAUUAAUUUUCUGGUCCUUAAUUAAUUGA